Beauveria bassiana ARSEF 2860 is the source of this 1080-nucleotide messenger RNA. RefSeq lists its product as uncharacterized. Lineage: Eukaryota; Fungi; Ascomycota; Sordariomycetes; Hypocreales; Cordycipitaceae. The record is from RefSeq and is a predicted model, not a curated record. Gene Ontology annotation, molecular function: protein binding. The transcript has 2 exons. The coding region runs from base 1 to 1080 and encodes 359 amino acids.
AUGAGCACCGACAAUUUCAGACUGACUCGGCUGGAGAGGCUGCCAACAGAAAUUAUCCACGCUGUUGUCGAGUUCCUUGAGCCUUGGAGCAUCGAAAAGCUUGCUUACACCAGCAAACGGCUCAGGCAAGCUUGUCUGCCGACCAUUUUUCGUCGCGUGAAGUUCAAAUUCUCUUUGGCCGGGAUUGAGGGAAUGAAAGGUCUCUUGAAGUCGAAUGUUCGCAGCCAUGUCACGUCUUUUAGCUAUGAAGUCCCAGAAUUGUUAAAGCCUGAAAUACUAUACUUCGAUUGUUUUAGGUCUGAUAUCCUAACUCCUGACAAGUACGUGGACAUGGCGAAAGACAUGUACGACGAGGGUGACGACGCAGAUGACUUCCCGUCGUACAUGUCCAUAUACAAAACCGUGCACGAUAUUUGCAGAGAGCAACGCAGCAUCAUCGAUGAGGGUGCUGACCUAAUUCUGUCAUCUGUUUUCUGUGCACUUCCUCUGUUGAAGGAGGUGAGACUGUUCUUCUGCGAUGCGCUGCAAUUUGACGAUUGUCUGUUGAAAGACGACAUCAUUAUUGAAGAAGAGUACCAUCAACACCAUCUCCAAGUCGUCACGUGUGCCAUUCAAAAUGCUAGACGGCGAGGUGUCGCCAUUCACACCGUCAGCUUGUGUGAAUUUGACCUUCCAUAUUUCCAUACAUGGGAAGAACCAGAUUUGACCGCUAUCUCGGAGACUCUGAGACGGCUGCUGGAGAGCAUCAAGGUUUUGCGUCUGCGCGGGUCCGAGUGGGUUCUGGAACUGCUAUCUCAACACGCGCUUGGUCUUGAUCAGAUUGACAUGUGUGAAACGAUGGUUGUUGAUGCCGCCCUGAAGACUUUUCUUGAAACAAAUAAGAAGACUAUCCAGUCUAUUGGCUUUCAUAGAGUGCAAAUCUCCAAAGCGAGGCUGCAUCCAAGCAGUCAUCUGACUGCAAGCAUACUCUGUAGUAUGCUCGGUGUGGCGCCGUCCACGCCGUGCCGAGCAGAUAAUUGCGGCUGUCUUCGACGGCGGAAGGACGGAUCGCGGCUGAUACUAGACGUAAAUCAGGGAUAG